This is a messenger RNA of Vicia faba (fava bean), 468 nucleotides long. The record is from the annotation of a GenBank genome assembly. Lineage: Eukaryota; Viridiplantae; Streptophyta; Magnoliopsida; Fabales; Fabaceae.
AUGUCUCCAUCCUUCUCUACACAAUCACCAUGUUCAGAAGCAACUAUUUACUAUGGACUGUCGGCACAAUAUCAAGAUCAAUAUGAAUACCUUCGAAGCAUGAAGAAGUAUAAUUUAGAGAUGCAAUGCCCAAAACUCAAGGCUAAUGAUCGGUUAAAUUUUCACGUCAAUGUUGUUUCUCAUUCUCUUGAUUCUAAUUCAGUUACACACCUUAACACAUUACUCCAUAAUUAUCAAGAAGUGAGUUGCAAAAGAUUCAUUCAAGAAGGUGAAGAUUGGAUUCAUUCUAUCUUGUUUUAUCCAAACUUUUCAUCUAAAACUCUUGAGGGACUAGCAAAGAAGAUUCUGCAUGAAGUUUAUGAAUUGUUCGAUUUCAAUCAAGUGUUUGAUUCUGAUCUUGGUAAUGGAGUUGGAGAUUGUGUUUCCCAUCUGUUCACUUUGCAUCUUAGAAUUGUCGUGGAGAAAUAG